AGUUGCGCGCCGACUUCCACGGUGUGUGGACGUGAAUGAUCUUUGUGUAUUUUUCGAGAAUAAAACGGCAUGACGUGACGUGAAAACACAAGUUCAAUGUUUGGAUAGAAAUUAAGAACAAAAAAAACCCUAAUUUUUUUUAUUAUAAUUGUGACGGUUUAUGCGGAUUGAGAAUCUUUCUAAUCUUUUUGUGCAACUAUGUGUGUUUGUGAAAAUUACUUAAACGAUUCUCUGAAAUCAAAGAAAAUGUGAUCAGUACGUGAUAUAAAGACUAGUGUAGUUUUGUAAAAAAUGUAAUAAGUAAUAUUAAAAAGCAUCUGAACAAUAUGCGCUGUGAAAAACACGAAAUAAGGAAAUAAUUAAAAAUGCUGUAAAAUAAAAUGAAUGUUGUGAUAAGUGUCAAGUGCUGGAAAUUCGACACAGAAUGAUCAUAAUGUCACUGUUUUGGUCUGCGGCGACCUGUUUGCUGUUUCAAUUCGUCGGUACAGUGAAUAGUCUCAAAUCUCUGCAGAUCCACGUUCCAAAGGCGGUUCUAACGGGUACCGACGCGGAACUAAUGUGCACAUACGAAUUAGAAGGAGCGUUGCUAUACUCAAUAAGGUGGUAUAGGAACAUGAUAGAAUUUUAUCGGUAUGUACCCAAAGAGUCGCCAGCCACCAAAGUUUUCCCAGUCGCAGAAAUUAAAGUGGACGUGGCUGCAUCCGAUCAAAACAAAGUAGUGCUGACAGAAGUCGAUAGAACAUUAACCGGAGAAUACCAGUGUGAGGUGUCAGCUGACGCUCCCCUCUUCCACACGGACAUUAAAUCUGCUGAGAUGGUAGUUGUAGAGCCUCCAUUGAUCGGUCCAAAUGUGACCACAGAUCGGAUGACGUAUGUUGGUGGUGAUCACAUCAGAGCGAAUUGCACAUCACCUCCGUCUCUGCCAGCUGCCAAUAUCACGUGGUACGUCAAUGAGCAAAUGGUACCGGGCUUUACAGCCAAUCAUAUACUGAACUUCAGCAAUGGCUACGCAUCCAGCUUAGCCGUUUUGGAGUUAGAAGCCGCUGUCCUCUCUCCCGUACCGACUUUGAUGAUACGAUGCGAGGCGUCAAUGUUUGAUAUUUGGAGAGCUACCAGUCACACUAUAGUGCUUAGAGAGCGCAGUGCCAAUCCCGCUUCUGCGCUCGGAAGGAGUUUUACAGGUGCCGCUUCGGAGACGUGCUUACCGAAAAUAAUUGUUUUGUUAUUUCAAAUCGCCUUGCAGUUUUUAGUUAGAAGCUACACUGAGACUUCUAUAAGAUAGCUGGUGUUUGGUAAAUUGAGUGUACUUUAAAUAUAUAUAGCUUAUGUGAUGAACUGUAUAUGACCAGUGAAGUGACUAGGAAAAGAGGAAAUGUUGAUGAAGAAAAUAAAACAGCCUUUGAAUUAAGAGCAUCACAUUACAAUACCUAACUCUGUUUUAGUAUUUCAAAAAACGGUACAGGCAAUAAAAAAAUAUACAACAAAAAAAAACAAGAUUGAAUUUCGCUUUGAAGUCUCCAAAGAAAUUUUGAUAACGUAUUUCAUUUCCAAAAAAACGGCAAAUGAGUCUCGGUUUUACCAUCACGCAAAAUCCAAUAACCUCUUUAAUCAAUUACUUACCGCAUACAUAAAUAUUUUACACCAGCGUUGAAAGGAAAUGCAUUCGCAGUUAUUGAAUAAGUACUUUUGAAAAAUGCAUUCAAUCUAAUUAUUCUGUAGCCUUAUGUCAUGAGCGAAACGGCCAUAAGUUCCGAUUCGAAAGGUUAUUAUACAAAUCAUAAAAUAUUCAAAGCUUUUAAGAUUAAUAAAACCAAAUUGAGAUUAAUACAAGGGUUAUUUAUUCAGUGGAUAACUCGCGAAUAUUUGAGAUUUCAACAAUAAUCUAUGUUAUUAAUGUUAAUAGCAUAUAUUAUCAUAAUAUACCUAUAUAAUAAUAUUUGGGCAAGCGUCUGCUGUUGUCUCUUUGCAAUUUAUAUAAAAUUCGCGAUUACAUUUUAAAAGCAUUUAGACAAGAUCGUCUCAGGGUUUGAAGUAAUUUAUUGUAAAUAAUUGUAUUUACAUUAUAACUCGUAAUAUAUUAUAGUUCUUGUUCACCAUAGUAAAUAAAAUAAAUAAAUAAAUAAACGAAAUAUUAAUGUAAUUUUAGAUUUAAUUGUACAUUAUUAAUAAUAUUAUUUAAAUGAUGUUAUUGAUAGACUGAUUUAUUAUAUAGUCGUAAUUUUGUUUGUAAAUAAUGAAAGUAUGUAAAUAAUUCGAUUGUGAUUAAUUGCUCAUGAUACAAAUUAAAAAUCCUAAGAAUGUUUUGACUAUUCUAAUUAUGGCUAUUUCAAUAUGUAUCGAAAUUGACCGCGUCAGUAAAAUCAAGGUUUUAUUUCAAUCUAUUCUUUAGACUCUAUUAUCUUAGAAAGGUUACCGUCUUUCGAAUUUAAGACAACUGACUCCUCUAUAUUUAAUCUUUAGUCUGGUGGUAUCACUGGUGGUAGGACCUCUUGUGAGUCCGCACGGGUAGGUACCACCACCCCGCCAAUUUCUGCCGUGAAGCAGUAAUGCGUUUCGGUUUGAAGGGUGGGGCAGCCGUUGUAACUGUACUGAGACCUUAGAACUUAUAUCAAGGUGGGUGGCGCAUUUACGUUGUAGAUAUCUAUGGGCUCCAGUAACCACUUAACACCAGGUGGGCUGUGAGCUCGUCCACCCAUUUAAGCAAUAAAUAAAAAACCACCAGUAAAAAAUAACAUAGAACCGCGUAUUCAUAUACCCGCUAAGUUCAAAAAUAAAUCGAGACGUUUGUUACAAUUUUGGCUAAUUAUUACCUAAGUCCUUCACGAAUUGCUACAAUUUGUUGUUUUGCAAUCAGAAUUUAUGCAAAACAUAAUAAUAACACUGAAAUUCGUUGUGUAAGAAGAAUUGAUGGUGCAUUAAUUGAUUAGUGUUAAAUUUAAUUGUAAUUUUUAGGAAUGUUACGAGUUUUCAAUUCUAUUUCGUUGAUAAGAUUUAAACUAUAAGGCCUAUCUAUAUAUUCGUUGUGAUUAACUUAAAUGUAUUGUUCAAAAUCUGGAAAUCUGUUUCAAAAUUUAUUUAUUAAUUAUUUAUUAUAUGAAGUCGUCGUGGCCUAAAGGAUAAGACGUCCAGUGCAUUUGUAUAUAGCGAUGCAACGGUGUUCGAAUCCCGCAGGCGGGUACCAAUUUUUCUAAUGGAAUACGUACUUAACAACUGUUCACGAUUGACUUCCACGGUGAAGGAAUAACAUCGUGUAAUAAAAAUCAAACCCGCAAAAUUAUAAUUUGCGUAAUUACUGGUGGUAGGACCUCUUGUGAGUCCGCACGGGUAGGUACCACCGCCCCGCCUAUUUCUGCCGUGAAGCAGUAAUGCGUUUCGGUUUGAAGGGUGGGGCAGCCGUUGUAACUUUACUGAGACCUUAGAACUUAUACCUCAAGGUGUGUGGCGCAUUUACGUUGUAGAUGUCUAUGGGUUCCAGUAACCACUUAACACCAGGUGGGCUGUGAGCUCGUCCACACAUCUAGGCAAUAAAAAAAAUAUAUAUUAUAUGAGUUAUUUUUGUUUUUUGUAUUUGGUGUCUCAUUUCUUUUGUUUUACGUGUUUCGUUGAGUUAAUUUAUCAAAAUCUAUGUUAGUUAGGUUCCUAAAAUUUACAGAUAUUUAUCAAAAUUAUAGAAAAAAUUUAUUAUUUAUAAAAAAAACAAUAAUGAAUUUAUAAUUCACGCUUCUUGUCGAUAAUGUUAUUAAUUGUUGAUAAUUUUAUUACAUUGUAAAAGUUAAGUUUGAUGUACCCUAAAUAUUGUGCAAAUUAUUAUAUUUGUUUGUAAUAUAUAUUUUCAAAAGAUUAUUAAUGUAAAAAGAUAGAACAAUAAAAUAAUUAUACCGAAAUUAAA
Molecule: messenger RNA, 3889 nt
Organism: Bombyx mori (domestic silkworm)
Lineage: Eukaryota; Metazoa; Arthropoda; Insecta; Lepidoptera; Bombycidae
Exons: 9
Coding region: 425-1282 (285 amino acids)
Source: RefSeq, a predicted model, not a curated record